Molecule: messenger RNA, 708 nt
Organism: Scheffersomyces coipomensis
Lineage: Eukaryota; Fungi; Ascomycota; Pichiomycetes; Serinales; Debaryomycetaceae
Exons: 1
Coding region: 1-708 (235 amino acids)
Cellular component (GO): mitochondrion; cytoplasm
Source: RefSeq, a predicted model, not a curated record
AUGAGAGUAUUAACUGCUAGCGCUGCUCAAGAGGUAUCAUUGUUUCAUCCCAAGGUAUUAUUACUUUCUGCUGGUGUAACUACUACUGUUUUAUUAUCAUAUCGCUUCUAUAGAAGGUAUGUAAGAAGGAUAAGGAAUUAUCUUGAUAUCACUCCUGAGAUUUUAGAUAACCAUCAGAGGUUAUAUGGGUAUGUCACUAGAGUAGGAGAUGGUGAUAAUUUCCGAUUUUAUCAUACACCAGGUGGUAUAUUGAUGGGGUGGGGUUGGUUAAGACAGAUACCUACCAAUAGAUCAUUAUUAAAAGAUGAAACUCUCAUGAUAAGAUUAUGUGGUGUCGAUGCACCAGAAAGAGCACAUUGGGGCAAACCUGCUCAACCAUUUAGUGAAGAAGCUCUUAAUUGGUUACAUGCAUAUUUAAACGGUAGAUACGUAUCUAUCACACCUUUUUCAAUAGAUCAAUAUAAAAGAGUAGUGGCAAGAGCACAAGUAUGGAAAUGGACCGGUAAAAAAGAUGUAAGUGCUGAAAUGAUAAAGGAAGGAUUAGCGAUUAUAUACGAAGGAAAAGUUGGGGCUGAAUUUGGUGAUAAUGAAUCAUUUUAUAGAAAGUUAGAAGCAAAAGCCAAAUCAUUAAAGAAAGGGGUUUGGUCAUUAGGUAAGAAGCUUACUACUCCAGGAGAGUUUAAAAAGCUCUACUAUAGAGGGGAUUAA